AUGGUGAAUUAUUGUUACAAUAGAACAACCGUCAUUGAUAUGAAUGAUAUUAAAGUCAAUCUAACCGAAAUUUAUUUGAAUCAUCCGGGCGCGUUCGAAGAAUGGCUCGUGAGCGAUGGUAAUGACGACUUGAUAAAAAGAAUAACUGAUAUUAAAUUAAAACAGAAAAAACAAGAAGGAAAUGGAGGAGAAGGAGGUGACGAUGGAAGGACGAGACGGAAAAAAAUUGAAAGAAAUAAUUCUGUGACGUCAGAACUUUUUCAAGUUUGGGUUUCGUCAUCAUCACCGAAAAAAUUAAAAUCUCAAAAUGGAGCGGACACUCGAAAAAGAAAUCAUUCCAUCGACGAAGGUGAUUUUUUUAUGGAAUUAAUAAGAGACGUGGCAACAGAAUUAGAUAUCGACGUACUGUGUCAUAAAAUUCUAAUAAACGUUUGCUUAUUGACAUAUGCGGAUAGAGGAAGUUUAUUUUUGGCACGAGGACCCCCGGAUAAACGUUAUUUGGUCGCUAAAUUAUUUGACGUAACGGUAGACACAGAUUUUGAUGAAGCCAUUGAAAAAGUUAAAAAUGAAGAUUUGAAAAUUCCAUUCGGAGUCGGAAUCGUCGGUUACGUUGCUCAAAGUAAAGAAAUAAUUAACAUAAGCGAUGCAUAUAACGAUCCCAGGUUCAACAGCGAAAUAGACAUGCGUACCGGAUAUAAAACAAAUUUAAUUUUAUCAAUGCCAAUAUGUAAUUACGAAGGUGAUGUUAUUGGCGUAGCUCAAAUAAUAAAUAAAACAAAUGGAUCUCAGGAAUUUACACAGAGAGAUGUCGAAGUAUUUCAAAGGUAUUUAACAUUUGGUGGUAUUGGUAUACAAAAUGCUCAAUUAUUUGAGCUUUCCGUACAGGAAUACAAAAGAAAUCAGAUUCUUUUACAUUUGGCGAGAAGCAUUUUCGAAGAACAAAGCAAUUUAGAAUGUCUCGUAACGAAAAUAAUGAGAGAAGCUCGAGAUUUGCUCAAAUGCGAAAGAUGUGCCGUUUAUUUAUUAGAUUUAGAAAGCUGUUCGGAAGAGAAUCAUUUGGAACACAUAAUUCAACAACCGAAGAAAAAAAAAGAAGAACAUCAACCAUUGUCCAGACGACAGAGCAAUAAUAUUAACGUCGAUGAUAUAUUUAAAGCUAAGGAAUCCGUACAGGUAUGUGAAUUUUUUUUGGUUCGAAAACCACAAUUUGUAAAAACAAUAACGAUCAUUUUUCAGAAAAUAAGAUUUUCAACAAUAUUCGAAUUGAGAGCAGACGAAACGGAUGCCAUAGUUUUAAAAUCAAAAGCAAUAAAUUCAUCAAAAUUGGUUAAAAUUGCUAAAUACGUCGCAGCUAACGGACAAAUUCUAAACAUCAGUGACGUAACAACAUGGAUGAAUCAAGAUGUCCGAGAAGAAGAAGAUAAUUUUUUAACAAAAAGUAUACUUUGCAUGCCGAUAUCGAACGGUCAAAAAACUUUAAUCGGUGUCGCGCAAUUGAUAAACAAGACCAAUCAGCAACCUUUCACGGAUUCUGACGUAUCAAUAUUUGAAGCUUUUGCAAUUUUUUGCGGUUUGGGAAUCCAUAAUACUCAAAUGUACGAAAAUGCAUGUAAAUUAAUGGCGAAACAAAAAGUCGCUUUGGAAUGUUUAUCUUAUCACGCAUCAGCAUCCGUCGAAGAUACGGAACGUUUAUAUAACGAUUUCAUACCCUCGGUCGAGUCUUAUAAUCUUUUAAGUUUUAAAUUCAUUGAUUUUAAACUUCCGGAUGAAGAUACUUGCAGAGCGACCAUAAGAAUGUUUAUGGAAUGUAAUUUGAUAAAACAUUUUCAAAUUCCCUACAACGUACUCUGUCGGUGGGUUUUGAGCGUGAAAAAAAAUUACAGACCCGUUAAAUAUCACAAUUGGAGACACGCAUUAAACGUUGCUCAAACAAUGUUCGCCAUGUUGAAAACUGGAAAAAUGGAAAGAUUUAUGACGGAUUUAGAAAUUUUAGGCUUAUUAGUCGCUUGCCUUUGUCACGAUUUGGAUCACAGAGGGACCAACAACGCAUUUCAAACAAAAACGGAAUCGCCAUUGGCAAUCCUAUACACGACAAGCACGAUGGAACAUCAUCAUUUCGAUCAAUGCGUUAUGAUAUUAAACAGUGAAGGGAAUAACAUAUUCCAGGCUUUAUCUCCGGACGAUUACAGACAAGUCAUGAAGAUCGUUGAAAACGCCAUUUUGUCCACGGAUCUUGCCAUGUAUUUCAAAAAGAAAAAUCGUUUUAGAGAAUUGGUAGACGAUGGAGAAUUCGAUUGGCAAAGCGAAGAAAAAAAAGAAAUUUUAUGCGGAAUGAUGAUGACGGCAUGUGACGUAAGCGCUAUAUCGAAACCUUGGGAAGUACAACACAAAAUGGCUAAAUUGGUAGCAGAUGAAUUUUUCGAUCAGGGUGAUUUAGAAAAACUACAAUUGAAUCAACAACCCGUGGCGAUGAUGGAUCGAGAGAGAAAAGACGAACUACCACAAAUGCAAGUCGGUUUCAUUGACGUCAUUUGCCUUCCUUUAUAUAAAGUCAUGUCGGACACGUUUCCAUGGAUCCGUCCUCUCUACGAAGGUUGUUUGGCUAAUAGAAAUCAUUGGCAAGAUUUGGCAGAAAAAGUCGAAAUGGGUUUGACUUGGAUAGAUCACGAUACCAUCGAUAAACCCGUCGAAGAAUUUGCAGUUAAUUCAGAUGAACAACCUCAAGACAUUGAAUUCACCGUGACGACUUUAAAUUGUUCUCAUUCUUUGGAAAGACAAUCGACCGUGGAAUCAGAUAACGGUUUGCAAAUAUCAGAAGCAGCACAAAGAAAAGUCAGUACCGUCGGUAUAGCAUUAGGAAAGUUCGCAAGUUUGAGAAAGACAAAAGGUAAAUCCAUGCAAAAUCGUCAGAGUCGUUCCCUGUAUUACAAAACUAAAAAUUCGAGGGAAAACAGUCCGAAAAGAAGUGACGUGCCAACGUCAGAAGAUGACAGCAGCACGAACGAUCAUCCACCGAUAUCAAAAUCUAAAAUUGACACGACAAAAAAUAACAAGCGUAAAAAAUUUUGUACGUUAAUUUGA
Messenger RNA from Pediculus humanus corporis (human body louse), 3081 nucleotides. RefSeq names its product cAMP/cGMP cyclic nucleotide phosphodiesterase, putative. Gene Ontology annotation, biological process: signal transduction. The coding region runs from base 1 to 3081 and encodes 1026 amino acids. The transcript is spliced from 19 exons. Lineage: Eukaryota; Metazoa; Arthropoda; Insecta; Psocodea; Pediculidae. The record is from RefSeq and is a predicted model, not a curated record. Gene Ontology annotation, molecular function: protein binding; 3',5'-cyclic-nucleotide phosphodiesterase activity.